Messenger RNA from Hordeum vulgare subsp. vulgare (domesticated barley), 807 nucleotides. Its product is annotated as putative invertase inhibitor. Gene Ontology annotation, molecular function: enzyme inhibitor activity. The transcript has a single exon. The coding region runs from base 60 to 668 and encodes 202 amino acids. The record is from RefSeq and is a predicted model, not a curated record. NCBI's taxonomy places the organism in Eukaryota, Viridiplantae, Streptophyta, Magnoliopsida, Poales, Poaceae.
CUCCCUCGCUCCGCCAACCCUUCUUCUCCAUUGAUCCAUCAGCCGUAGCGUACGUAGCAAUGGGGUUCACGGCGCGGCCCGCGGUGUGCAUCUUCGCCGUCCUCUUCCUGGCGGCGGCGGCGGCGGCGCAGGCGCAGGUGGAGGUUGAGGCGCCGGAGUCGUGCGCGAACCCGGUGAGCGUGGAGGCGGCGUGCCGGGGGGCCUCCGACACGCACCACGGCGUGGACUACGAGCACUGCGUGCGGUCCCUGAACGCGGACGCGCGCAGCGCCGAGGCGUCCGGCGGCUCCGGGAUCCACGGCCUGGCGGUGCUGGCCACCCGGAUCGCCAUCGACCACGCCGCCAGCACGGAGGCCAAGAUCGAGGACCUGGCGGAGAUCGAGGCCGAGGACGCCGGCUCCGACCCGGCCCGCCGCGCCCGCUUCGACCACUGCCUGGAGCAGUAUGGCGGCGCCGCCGACCUGCUCCGCGACGCCGUCGACAACCUGCAGGCCAAGGUGUACGGCCUCGCCAUGCAGCAGCUCAUGGCCGCGCUGGGCGCGUCCGAGAGCUGCGAGGACGCAUGGAGGGGCACCCCGGCGCACGGCGUCCCCGUCGCCGCCCACGACCGCGAGUACGGCCGCAUGGCCCACAUCGCCAUCGGAUUCACCCACGCCGCCGCCGCCUGAUCAUCGUCCGACCUCUGCUCAGCCCAGAUGUUCUCGAUCGAUCGCCUCCAUGGAUCGUCGAUCGUCCAUCUUCUUGCAUGGAUUGGAUUUCUUCGUCACCAUCACCCACCAUCCAUUAUUGAUUAAUUAAUUAUAUAUA